AAAACCCUAAUCUUCAUGCAUAUAUAUAAAAGCUCUCCGUAUUCGUCGUCUUAAGGGUACUUAACUAAACCUAUCGACCGAAGCUUGGAGAGAUCAUAAUAUAAAACAGAGAUGAGGGUAAAACUUAAGUUUAUUUUAGUUGUUAUCAUGGUGGUGAUGAUCACUGUAUGCUCUUGUUCGGAUGCGAGGACUACCAUUCCCCAAAAAAAUAAUCAAGAAAAGGAGAAAAUAUACCGAAAGAUGACAGGGAAAGAAGAAGAUCUAACUGAGAAAAUAGAACACCCCAGAAGCAGUGUAGACAAUCACCAUUACAUCCCAAGACAAGAUUUCAACAACUACGGACCUGGAGGCGAUAACAAUGGAAAUGGCGGGGGAUAAUUAAAUCAAAUCGUUAAAAACUAAAUCAAUAUAUAUAUAUAUAUAUAUAGAUGUCAAAUAAAUAUAUAUUAUAUAGAAAAUAAAACAUGGCUGUAUGUCUAUGUGAAAUUAUACUGUAUGAGGCCAGCACACUGUAUGAAUCCUCUUAUGUUUAAUAAAUGAUAAGCCCUUCUAGUUAUGA
Brassica rapa (field mustard) is the source of this 559-nucleotide messenger RNA. RefSeq lists its product as uncharacterized. NCBI's taxonomy places the organism in Eukaryota, Viridiplantae, Streptophyta, Magnoliopsida, Brassicales, Brassicaceae. The record is from RefSeq and is a predicted model, not a curated record.